GGAAAAAAUAUAAGUAUAAAAUAAGUUGCCUGUGAUACUUAUUUACAGACACAACCGGCUUUGGACCAUUCUAAACUUCUCAAAAUGAAUUUUCAGCAGAAAUAUUUCGUUCUUUUUUGUACAUUUACUUUUGCAUUCUGUGAUGAGCCCCGUUUUAAAUCAAGAUUUGAGUACGAUGAGCAACUCUUGGAGAAAAUGAUUCGCAUGGAAUUUGAAUAUGCACAGUGGGAAAAACGCAUAAAUGAAACUCUCGGGGAAAUUGACAAACAGAGAACUGGGAUUCAAACUGAUUUGGAAGUAUUGCGAAAUGAAAGAGAGGAGUUUGACAAGCACGUUAACGAGACGAUGACAGAUAUGCAGCAACUGUCUAAACCGCAAAAUUUAACAGUUUUGUUUAGAGCGCGAGAAGUUGUUGAAUAUACCCUGUCAACUAGAAACGACAUAAUUAUCUUCUCCAAUGUGCUCUUCAAUGUCGGCGGCGGCUACAAUUCUGAAACUGGGAAAUUUACAGCACCCGUCGCGGGAACCUACCUUUUCACAGUCAGCCUGUGUCCGAUAAGUGGAAAGAGCAUAUUCUACAAAAUUGUGGUCAACGAAGACGUAGUGGCGAACGGACAUUCGUUUAGUGUUUCCGGCUACCCUUGUGUUUCCGGAAACGCUAUCGUGCAGCUUGACGCCAUUGACGUCGUCUACGUCAAAUCUACGUACACUGGUGACGUACUAUUGAAAAGUGGUUUGUACGAGCCAAUGUAUGAUGCAAAAUCGAAUUCCUUUUCCGGUGUACUUCUAUAGUGAACGCCUAAACCACUAAAACAUAAUUGAAACACUGUGUUACUAUUUAGGAAAUUGACAUUCGUGCCUUUGUAUUUUCAUUCGUUGAAAUGUCAUAUAUAACAUAAUAUGAUGAUUAUACUUAAAUAAUGUAUAAAAUUGAAUUGUGAAGAUAUAUAUAUAACGGUUAUAAAUGAAGACGUAAAAAGUGUUUUGCGCUGUUGGUGUUUUAUUUGGAAAAAAAUGUUAUUUUAAAUAGAUGUUUAAUUACAGUUUCUAUGUGUAUUAUUAAGGUCAGACCAUUGAGUAUAGCUUACAUUAAAAUAUAGCAUAUUAUGGUAUGAUAAUAAGACUGUUUGAUAAAAAUUAUAUUAUAAUGAUAAUAUUUUUUAUAGAUCGAUUGUAUAUUGACUUAU
Molecule: messenger RNA, 1187 nt
Organism: Mya arenaria
Lineage: Eukaryota; Metazoa; Mollusca; Bivalvia; Myida; Myidae
Product: caprin-2-like
Exons: 2
Coding region: 85-792 (235 amino acids)
Molecular function (GO): protein binding
Source: RefSeq, a predicted model, not a curated record